CGUACGGUUGCUAGUACUUUCCCGUAUACGGGAAUAUUUAUGGAGUGUCGGAGAGCUGCACACAGCUGUCGCUACUGAGUCAUACGUCAUACGCCAUGGAUUUCACCGGGUUCUUGGUGCUUUUUGUGGUGGCCUCGACACUGACCUCGAAUUCUGAGGCCCAUGACUCUAGAGAAUCGAGCUCUGAAGACCCUUUCAGUCAUUGCCCAUCAGAGAGGCAAAUGUGCCAUCAAAAUGGCACCUUCGCUUAUUGUGCCGGGCUGAAAGUGAGGUAUCCGGGUGAGAAAACGGAUGCCAACUGGGUCUAUUGCGACUCAAUGUUUUGCGAACCGGAGGAGUUCCAGCACGAUUACAUCACGCGGAACCAUGACCAAACGCCUCAUCAGAACAAGUGGAAAAGAGCCAGAAUCGGUGAACGUGCCACUCUGCACGAUGUCUGUCUCCUGAGGAACGGAAUGCCUGUCACCAGACAGUGUCUCUUGGUCAACUAUCGAGCGCAAUGGGAGUCCUUGGAGCAGCAACCACCAGUCGUCUGUCUGCGGCGGUUUAGGGAGCACACGAUCAGCGGUGACUUGAACAGCCUGCACGAUGAUGUGCUGGAGGGCAGGAGACGCACCAACGACACCCAAGGCCGUCGCGAGAUGACUGGAAUUAUGAGAACAAUGUUCCGUCAGCGGGAGAGGACUCUUCUGCCCGCCGAUAUCCAUGUAACUGGCCAGAUGUUUGGUACUCUUAUGCAGCAGGAGAAGGAUGCCUCCGUCAGUGUCGACUUGGUCAGUGUCUGCAAGGAGAUCAUGUCCAGCGACAGUCAAGUGUUGCGCUUAUCCGCUGAACUGAAUGCCACCAACUCCCUGUUGAGUAACUUUGAGAGCUACAUGGAUGCGCUACCGGGACAAAUGGUUCCCACUGAUAGAUGUGGCAAAGUGGUGCCCAAUCCAACCAGUGACGCCACCACAACAGCCACAACUGGCGUGGAAACCUAUAACUUCUCUGAUAUUGGAGUUCAAGUAUUGAUAACAGGAAAUAUUAGUGUAUUCUUCGCCAAUCCUGGUUGUGAUGGCAUUACUGGCAUAGCCAUCUACUCUGCUCAAGCCGAGGGGAGGAGGUCUUCCUCUAGCGGAUUCUGGUAUCGCUUUCUACGUUCCACCGAAAACUUAAAAAGGGUCAAGGAAGAAAACCACCUGGAGACGGCGGCUUUUCUUCCUGAAAAUCUUUGGCAAGUGGUGAAAGCCAAGGGUAUUACCUACAUAAUCUUCAAGGUCUAUGCUCACGACGCACUCUUUGUCGAAACUUCACGAGAUCGCAGUCGCAAGCCUCGCAGCAAAGUAAUCUCCAUUUCUUUACCGGAACUUGAGGAUAAAUCCCUUCCCUUGCCUUUACCCUUUCUCCUCCGUAACGAGAACCUUCGGGAUCCGGAUGUGAGGUCCAUUCACUUGGGCACUGGCUGCGGUUUCUGGAACUACGAGACCUGGAGCAGCGAUGGAGUGACCACUGCCAGCAGCUCGAAUCUGCUGAGGGAUACAAUCAUAGAAUGUAACACCAAGCAUCUCACACAGUUCGCCUUCCUGGUGGGUGGCAGCUAUCGGACAAACGACCUGGGAGAAGAGGUCCUGAUAACGCCGCUAAACGAGCGCGUCCUUGACAUCAUCUCGAUUGUGGGCUGCAGCAUGUCGCUACUGGGAAUCUUUGGCAUCUUCCUCACAGCCGCAGUCUUCAAGAGCUGGCGCAGUCAGGCCUCCACGAAGGUGCUGCUGCACCUGUGCCUGGCCAUGUGCCUGCAGAUGGUGCUCUUCGUGUUCGUCAACACGGAUGACAUAUCAGAGCAGCUGGUGGUCAAUGGUGACACCAAGCGCUGUGUGGCUCUGGGCGCUGCCCUGCAGUACUCCAUAUUGGUGCUGUUCACCUGGAUGCUGAUCAUUGCCUUCCUGCAGUUCCAGCGCUACGUGACCGUCAUAGGAAUCGAGAGGCCCAGUCACUACAUCCUAAAGGCAGCGAUUGUGGCCUGGUCGUUGCCCCUAAUUCCCACUCUCCUGGUGGCCCUAAUCGAUCCGGAUUCAUACCUGCCCUCCGCUGCCCAGCUGUCUACGGACACUGGAAUCUGCUAUCCCUCGGGGUAUGGCCUCACCUUCGGAGUAGUCUUACCCGUGACUCUCAUUACGGUCGCCAAUCUGGUGAUCUUUGUGUAUGUGUUCUACAGCAUCUCGCACUCGUUGAAUCAGAGCAUCCACAAAUCUGAGCGAAAGAUGGUGGUCAAACAGAUCAAGCUCUCAAUCAUGCUGUUUUUCCUGCUGGGACUCACCUGGAUCUUUGGCAUUUUCGCCUUCAUGCAGGCAGGAGUGGCCUUCUCGUAUAUGUUCUGCAUCACAGCCACCAUGCAGGGAUUUGUGAUGUUCGUGUACUUUGUGCUCUUGGACGCGGCUAACCGUCGUGCUUGGGUGGGUCUAAUCUGUCCCACAAGGAUGAAGAUGGAUGUACAGAAGCGCACCACCGAGCUCCAGUCGAUGACCACCUCCUCCACUAACUUUACGAGCAGAUCGCACCAGUAGAUCCGGAAAAUCCCAUCUUACCAACGAACAAAUGGUCUUACACCAGUGUAUUGAUAUAUUUAUAUUACUUGCCA
Messenger RNA from Drosophila serrata, 2620 nucleotides. RefSeq names its product mayo (gene Mayo). Lineage: Eukaryota; Metazoa; Arthropoda; Insecta; Diptera; Drosophilidae. Gene Ontology annotation, biological process: G protein-coupled receptor signaling pathway; cell surface receptor signaling pathway. Gene Ontology annotation, molecular function: G protein-coupled receptor activity. The record is from RefSeq and is a predicted model, not a curated record. Gene Ontology annotation, cellular component: membrane.